Molecule: messenger RNA, 1080 nt
Organism: Theobroma cacao (cacao)
Lineage: Eukaryota; Viridiplantae; Streptophyta; Magnoliopsida; Malvales; Malvaceae
Product: SGNH hydrolase-type esterase superfamily protein
Molecular function (GO): hydrolase activity, acting on ester bonds
Source: RefSeq, a predicted model, not a curated record
ACUAAAUAUUUGUUCUUUUUUCGUUGUCUUGUGUAUAUAGCACCAGAGUGACCGGGUGAGGGCAUCAGGAAGAAAAGAAGACUAAAGGAAAAUGAGACCAAACAUAGUUCUAUUUGGAGAUUCAAUAACAGAACAAUCUUUUAGAUCAGGCGGUUGGGGUGCUUCUCUUGCUGACACCUACUCUCGCAAGGCUGAUGUUUUAGUUCGUGGGUAUGGUGGAUACAACAGCAGAUGGGCUUUGUUCUUGUUGCAUCAUCUCUUCCCUCUGGGCUCUGCGAAACCUCCAGUUGCUGCCACAAUUUUCUUUGGGGCUAAUGAUGCAGCUCUUCUAGGGAGAAACAGUGAAAGGCAGCAUGUCCCUGUAGAAGAGUACAAGGAGAACCUCAGAAAAAUUGUAAAUCAUUUGAAGGAAUGCUCACCCACCAUGCUUAUUGUGCUGAUAACUCCACCACCUAUUGAUGAGGAAGGGCGCAUGGCAUAUGCACGGUACAACAAGGCAUUUUUUGAGGCAACUUACGGUGAGAAAGCUAUGACAUUGCCAGAGAGAACAAAUGAAAUGGCAGGAGUCUAUGCAAGGGGGUGUGUUGAGUUGGCUGAGGAACUGGGUCUCCGAUCCGUCAAUCUGUGGUCCAAGAUGCAGGAAACAGAUGGUUGGCAGAAACAAUAUCUGAGGGAUGGAUUGCAUCUGACACCAGAAGGCAAUGCCGUAGUCUUCCAGGAACUUGUGAGAGUUUUCAAUGAAGCAUGGCUUUCCGCUGCAGAAAUGCCGUAUGAUUUUCCUCACCACUCAGAGAUUGAUGGGAACAAUCCCGAGAAGGCAUUUCAGCAGAAAUGCUUAUAGUUUCCCCCAAGUAUAUGUUGAUUCUUUUCCACUUAAAUCAUAGAGGUGUGCCUCGCUCCCUGGUUGCAACUGGGAAAUAGUUGGCCCUUUUGAUGGGCUGUACUUUGUUUAGAAACUUACCAAGCUGUUUCCAUUAACAGCUUCAUUUAUUAAACUGCAUUGUUCAAAUUAUUGGUAAUAGAAUCUCCUUUUUGGUAUUGGAGAUGAAUUGGAAAUCAAAAUUAUAAGUUUCUAAUGUC